GACCCCCGGCAGCCGCACCGCCGCCUUCGCCGCGAGCCGCCGCCGGAGCCGCAGUCAGAAGCUGCUGUGAAGGACCAGCGAGCAGUCACACGCCAUCAUGAGGGAAAUUGUUCACAUACAGACCGGCCAGUGCGGCAACCAGAUUGGUACAAAGUUCUGGGAAAUCAUCAGUGACGAACAUGGCAUCCAGCCCACUGGUGAAUACACUGGUACUGAUAAGGACUUGAUGGAGCUCCAGUUGGAGCGCAUCAACGUCUACUACAAUGAGGGUAACCAGGGCAAGUAUGUGCCUCGUGCCAUCCUUGUCGAUCUGGAGCCUGGUACCAUGGACAGUGUCAGGUCAGGACCCCAUGGCGCUCUCUUCAAGCCAGACAGCUUCGUGUUCGGUCAGAGUGGUGCUGGUAACAACUGGGCUAAGGGUCAUUACACAGAAGGUGCUGAACUCGUAGACUCUGUCCUCGAUGUUGUUCGCAAGGAAGCAGAAAAGUGUGACUGCCUACAGGGCUUCCAGCUAACACAUUCUCUUGGUGGUGGCACCGGCUCGGGCAUGGGUACCCUUCUCGUCUCAAAGAUCCGCGAGGAAUUCCCCGACAGGAUCAUGAACACUUUCUCAGUCGUCCCCUCACCUAAGGUUUCUGAUACCGUCGUAGAACCCUACAACGCAACCCUGUCCAUCCAUCAGCUCGUAGAAAACACCGAUGAAACAUAUUGUAUCGAUAACGAAGCUUUAUACGAUAUCUGCUUCAGAACGCUGAAGUUGGCCAACCCCACCUACGGUGAUCUUAACCAUCUCGUUUCCCUCACAAUGUCCGGUGUCACCACCUGCUUCAGAUUCCCAGGUCAGCUCAACGCUGAUCUCAGGAAGUUGGCUGUCAACAUGGUACCCUUCCCUCGUCUUCACUUCUUCAUGCCUGGUUUUGCUCCUCUCACCGCCCGUGGUUCUCAACAAUACAGGGCCCUCACCGUCCCAGAACUUACCCAGCAGAUGUUCGAUGCCAAGAACAUGAUGGCUGCCUGCGAUCCUCGCCACGGCCGUUACCUGACAGUCGCCGCCAUCUUCCGUGGCCGCAUGUCCAUGAAGGAGGUUGACGAACAGAUGUACAACAUCCAGAACAAGAACUCCUCAUUCUUCGUUGAAUGGAUCCCCAACAACGUCAAGACCGCCGUGUGCGACAUCCCACCCCGAGGUAUCAAGAUGGCCUCCACCUUCAUCGGUAACUCCACCGCUAUCCAGGAGCUCUUCAAGCGCGUCAGCGAACAGUUCACCGCUAUGUUCAGGCGAAAGGCUUUCCUCCAUUGGUACACUGGUGAGGGUAUGGAUGAGAUGGAGUUCACUGAGGCUGAGUCCAACAUGAACGACUUGGUGUCCGAAUACCAGCAAUACCAGGAAGCCACCGCCGAUGACGAGGCUGAGUUCGAAGAGGAGGGUGAAAUGGAAGGCGAAUAUGCCUAAACUUGUAGUCACUUCUAUCGUGAUCAGCUAUUAUCUCCAGCGAAUUUUUCCUUGGUUGAUCAUGCAUUGUACAUUCCCUCUCAUUUCAUUGGCAUCAAAUAAGAACAAAGUUUCUCUUCCAUUUCUUUCUAUAUUUUUUGUAAUAUGAUUUAUAGCACAA
Messenger RNA from Penaeus indicus, 1613 nucleotides. Its product is annotated as tubulin beta-1 chain. The coding region runs from base 98 to 1453 and encodes 451 amino acids. The record is from RefSeq and is a predicted model, not a curated record. Gene Ontology annotation, biological process: mitotic cell cycle; microtubule cytoskeleton organization. Gene Ontology annotation, cellular component: microtubule; cytoplasm. The transcript has 4 exons. Gene Ontology annotation, molecular function: GTPase activity; GTP binding; structural constituent of cytoskeleton. Lineage: Eukaryota; Metazoa; Arthropoda; Malacostraca; Decapoda; Penaeidae.